Molecule: messenger RNA, 1380 nt
Organism: Carassius carassius (crucian carp)
Lineage: Eukaryota; Metazoa; Chordata; Actinopteri; Cypriniformes; Cyprinidae
Product: protein ABHD11-like
Exons: 6
Coding region: 99-899 (266 amino acids)
Cellular component (GO): mitochondrion
Source: RefSeq, a predicted model, not a curated record
CACUGUCGAGAGGUUUCCUGGUGUUAGCUAAACAGCAUCACGACCUUUGAAGUGGCUAACCCCGGUCGAAUGAAUGAAGUCCGGACACAGGUUUUAGCAUGUCAAAAUUGUCUAUGAGUGCCCUGUGCCGCAUUUUAACUAGGGGGGUGUACUGCAGCCCGUCGUCGUGUUUAUCCGUAACGGGACCUCGGAAUUUUUGCAGCGAAGUCUCGACCGCGGACCGAGCCGCUAGCCCUGUAAAUUUGACCUACGAUGUGUUUGAUGGCAAAGGAGACAGCACGCCAUUGGUAUUUCUACAUGGCUUACUUGGGAGCAAAUCUAACUUUCACUCCAUAGCCAAGUCUCUGGUUCAGCGGACUGGCAGGAAGGUACUGACAGUAGAUGCUCGCAAUCAUGGCAAAAGUCCACACAGUCCUGUCUUCACCUACAAAGCAAUGACUGACGAUCUGACGCAUCUGCUUGGACAGCUGCACAUUGGGAAGUGUGUCCUGAUUGGACACAGCAUGGGUGGCAAGGUUGCAAUGGCAACAGCUUUGUCACAGCCUAGUUUAGUUGACCGUUUGGUGGUUGUGGACAUUAGUCCCUCUCUGACUUCAGUCCAGACCAGUUUCUGUGCCUACAUUCAGGCAAUGAAAGAGGUGAAGAUACCCAGUAAUAUUCCACGUUCCACAGCACGAAGACUGGCUGAAGACCAGCUCAGGAAGAUAGUUAAGAAGCGUUCAGUGCGUCAGUUCCUCCUCGCUAACCUUGAGGAGCAAAAUGGUCACUAUGGCUGGAUGGUUAACCUGGAAGCCAUCUCUAACCACCUAGAGGACAUCAUGGGUUUUCCUGUGUUUAAUACCACCUAUGAGGGUCCAACUCUUUUCUUAGGUGGUAGUAGUUCAGCCUAUAUAAGGUGAUAGAGACCGGGGGAUCUGGACAGAGGCAUUCAUCUGGGAGGAGAAAUCAGGUUUGGGAGGAAGGGGCUUAUUUGAGCGCCACAGAACACCGAACCCUCUAGACUUCUUCUGAGCCUGUUCUUCCUGCUGCUGUCUGAGGAUCUGGUGAUGAAGAAUGAACUGUACGUCAUCCUGUAAGAGAUAAGACAGAGUUCACUGACUGCACCACUGCCCGAGGAAAAUCAACACGACCAAAUCACAUCCAUGAGUGUGUUCAAGGGUUUACUGGAAAACCAGACAGGGUCCAGAUGACAACUAAAUGUUUAGAUCAAACUGUCCUGCAAGAGAUGUUCUCCCUAAAGGUUACCCUUCCACCUUAAUUAGAUUAAAUAAUAUUAAUCACAUAGAUUAUUUAAUUUUAUUAAUAUUGAAACAACUUUUUUACUCAGUCAAGACUCCAAAAAUUCAUAUUUAUUUUCUUUUUUCUUUAGACAAAUAUUCA